Larimichthys crocea (large yellow croaker) is the source of this 902-nucleotide messenger RNA. RefSeq names its product agouti-signaling protein. Gene Ontology annotation, cellular component: extracellular region. Lineage: Eukaryota; Metazoa; Chordata; Actinopteri; Sciaenidae. The transcript is spliced from 3 exons. The coding region runs from base 226 to 636 and encodes 136 amino acids. Gene Ontology annotation, biological process: neuropeptide signaling pathway; positive regulation of feeding behavior; adult feeding behavior. The record is from RefSeq and is a predicted model, not a curated record. Gene Ontology annotation, molecular function: type 1 melanocortin receptor binding; neuropeptide hormone activity.
AUACUGCUGAGAGGCGUGAAGACAAAGAGGGGCGUGUACUAUGCGUGUGUAAACCCUGCCUCUCAAAUAAGUUUAGGUCGGUGGGGAGUGAGAAGCAGAGACAAAGAACAAGACUUCAAAAUAGCAAGUUGGAUUUACAGGCUGCACCCUGCAACACACACGUUUUUACCUACCUAUCCGGGCUCUAUUGUGGCAUCGGAGGAGAGAUAGCUGCCUGCAGGCAGGAUGAAGUUGGCAUUGUCGUUUUGCAUUCUGCAUUUUGCCUUAGUCUGUGCUGGACUCUUCAACCGCAAUGACCUCCAAGCGGCCCACAGCAAUUUGUCAGGCAGCAGGGCCCAAACCCCUCAGAGCACAGGAUAUUUGAACCAAAACAGACAGAGACCAUUGUUUGCAAGGAGAAGACAGUAUGAACGACAAAGGAUUCAUGUGCAGAAACCCAAACCUAUUCUUCCAAAUAUUGAACCUCUUCCUUCUAAACCAGCACCUAAACCUGCCAAUCCCAACUGCUCCCAGCUUACACAAAGCUGUUCGCCCCAGUCUGGCUGCUGUGACCCAUGUUCUUCAUGCCACUGCCGCUUCUUCAAUGCAAUCUGCUUCUGCCGGAAGACAAACUCGUUAUGUGAGAAGAAAACAUAAAGAACACCGGCACACCGAAACCAAGAUACAGAAAUUCAACACAAAAUGAACACAGAUGCCAUCAGUCAUGCGGCCACUAUUGUAUUAUAGCCGUUUAUUCAACAAACAGAUUGAUGCACCAUAUGGAUGGGACAAUGGACAUCAUCUCAAAAAAACAGCCUCUUAAGACAGUAAAUGGUCAUUUGAAGGCGUUUAAACAUACCUCUUGUGAAAAGCAGCAUUUUCCUCUUGGAAAAUGAAUGCAUUUUAGUGUAAUGCAAAUACAU